Salvelinus sp. IW2-2015 is the source of this 505-nucleotide messenger RNA. Lineage: Eukaryota; Metazoa; Chordata; Actinopteri; Salmoniformes; Salmonidae. The record is from RefSeq and is a predicted model, not a curated record.
AUGGAGAAGAGGGAGGCUGUGAGGCAGGAGGUGGAUGAGUGCAAGUCCAACCCCUGUCUGAACGGGGGCUACUGCCGAAACCUCAUCAACAACUACCUGUCCUCAACACCUUCACCCUCCACCGCUGUCCUCCCCCUCCUCCUCUUCCUCCCACCUCUACCCUCCUCCUCUUCCUCACCCCUUCUCCCCAUCCAGUUGACCUCUGAAGGGCUGACCGCUGACCUGUUGCUGUCGGUCAGUCUGGUGUCAGUGGUGCUGCUACUGGCCCUGGUCAGUAUCUCUGUGGGCCUGGUGGUGGCUCUGAACCGUAGGGCCACCCACGGUACYUACAGCCCCAGCCGACAGGAGAAGGAGGGAUCCCGCGUAGAGAUGUGGAACAUAGCCCAGCCGCCGCCCGUGGAGAGACUCAUAUAAAGCAUGGCCCAGUUCCAAACCCACCACUCAGCACUGUCCCAACACUGUUCCAUGGAGACAUAUUGAGACACACUCACUGGCCUGGGCCCAG